GGUUAUAAUUAAAAUAUGCAGCACUGAUCGUUUGAUAGUGUUUAUCAAGACCCUCUGUAACGUAAGAGGCGAAACCGAUCUCUGUGGUCUAAGGUUCUUGUUUCGCCAAAUCCUGACAAACAUCGUGUGUCAAGAUGAGUGCAGCGCCCAAACUCUACUUCGUUACUGUGACAAUUACUCCCAGUAAGGAAGGCAUUGACCUUCCUCGUUUUAUACAGAAAAUUAGUGGGAUUUUGGAAGAUUAUUCCAAUGCAACACACGUUGUUCACAAAUUUAAGGUUACAGGGGAAGCGAAAAUAUUAGCUGUUAUCCAGGUCAGCAACAUUCUGGGCUUUGAACGAACUAUUGGUGGUCUUUGGCGACUUGGGAGUGUACAAGUGACUAGCACACCCAUCGUCAACUAUGAGAAUUUUGCACAGUACUUGGGAGUAGAUCCUUCAAUUGUCUCAGCUCCUUCCCGCCCUCUUCCAAAAGAAAGUCUGUACUGGUGGAGUUUUAAUAUUGAAUAUGGUGGGAAAACAACUGAAGACCUUCUAGCAACUUGGAGGCGGGAAGCAGACUUUGUUAUGUCUGCAAGAGCAAAAGAUGGCUUUCCUAUUGAACUCUACAAAGUUGCAUCAGAACGAAAGGUCCAUUGCUUUUUGCAAGUAGAUGACCCUGCACGUCUGGAUCAGAUGGUCUACCAGCUUCCCAUUAUCAGAGAGAACGGGCAGAAUGUGACACUAGAAUGCAGAGCCAUUCAGUAUCUUAAUGACUAUUGUCAGCGCAUUAUGAGUGAAUCACUCUAGCUCGGAGGAGUUAUUAUCUCCCUUCAUGCACAGACAUUUCUGCAAGACAGUACCCAUUCAGUUUUUACCGCAGUGGUAGCACGUGCAUUUAAACUGUGAAAAUGUCAGCAUUAACAUAGAUAUUGCUGUGAAUGUUAUAAUUGUUAACAUCAUAUGACAACAUUGGUUAGUCCGCAUGUUAUUACUGUUUCCAUGGCAGUUUCAGACACCAGUAAAAGGAUACAUAAUGUAGAUGCAGGUGUGUUUGUACAAGUAUAUUGGUACACAAACAUGGAUCUGUUGAUAAGUAAAAGACAUUUUAUUUACCUUUUCACUGCAUGACAUUUGCAACUGGGCCCAAAUAGAGUACAGGCAGACAAAAGGAGACUAAAACCAGCUAAACCAUCGUUACAAGUGCUUUAUAUACAGUAAUUAAAUUAGUCAUAUCUUUUUCAAUAUUUUAUUUUUGCAUAUAGCGCAGCUAGAUAGCAAGUAUGUGUAUUGUUUUUUGUCCAAUGUAUGGAACUGUUUGGUUUUUUUUCAUACUUUGUAGUGAUCCAGUCUUGGAUGUCCACUCUUGUGGACAUGAUGGUUUGGUGGCUCAUCAAUGAGCACUUGUCACCAAAACAGUGAGAAUUAGCUGGCUGGGUUCAGAUCUUCUCAGAGACACACUGUUUUUUCUCUACAUGUGGCACCUGUUUACAGUACUAAGUGAUUUGCAAAGAUAUAGCCUUACAUGCUGGCUCAGCAUAAAACACCAGUUUCCUUUCUCCCUUGUAGACAUGACUUAAGCUCACUACCAGCUGUGACAGUUUGUUACCCUCUGCAUCUUUUUGUUUAUCAUUUUCAUUCUGUAAUGUUGUUUGUCAUUCUUAUCUCCAGGCAUAUCCAUUUUUAAUACUGUAUCUUAAUUUUAAUUUUGAAAAUCUUUUUAGAGAAGACAAAAUGCAAUCUCUUUAAUGUAAUGUUUCUUAGUGCUUUUGAAAAUUUUUUGUUUUGACAGAGGAGAAUAAGUUUUCUACAGCCUUGUUAUCAUGGGGAAAACUGGUAAGAGCCCUCAGCAUAUAUGCAAAAUUAUCCUAUCAUGAACACGUGUGAGUGCUCACCAGAACAUAAAAUGCCUGCAAGUAAAGGCAAAAUUACUUCCUUCUGCAUAGGAAAUGUAAUAUUUUAUUUUUCUUGGCGAAAAAUGUCGUCUUCUGUUGUAUAAUGUUCCUGGGUCAGCGACAAAACUCCAUUUGUGCAUAAUAGGUAACUUGCAUCUCUUUGUGAAAAAAAUAUUUGCACCUCUUAUGCAGAAUUUUUAAAUGUUGCAUACACUUCUUGUGGAGCUAAAGAGGUAUUUUUGGUAGCUUUGAAAAUUGACAUUAUAAGUGGCUCCUUUUUGCUUCGGCAUCACAAAAUCAUGAUGUGAAAACAUGAUUAUGAACUCACACUGCAUUAUGAAAGUGUUUAUCCAAUCAUUACUUUUUGGAUAGCUGAAGUGUCUGAAUGGCAAAGAAGACAUUCUGAAAAUGAAUGUUUCAUGCUUCAGCUUGUAUUUAUGCUGGUUUGUUUUGGUAUUGGUUUAAACAUACUAUUGCAUCUUAUAGUAAAUGCUGAAAUGUCAAGUAUCAGAUUUUUAGAAAAAGCUGUCAAAGAUGGAAUAAGUCACCUAGGUGCAGUAGUUUGAGAUUAUUUCAAAUUGUGUCAAAGUUUGAUUAACUAUCACAUUUUUUAAUUGAUGCAAAGCAUGGCAAAACUCAUUUCCAUUGUUGUGUAAGAACAAUGCAGAGACAAAAAUAAAACUAAUAUAACUGCUGAAA
Pomacea canaliculata is the source of this 2572-nucleotide messenger RNA. RefSeq lists its product as uncharacterized. The transcript has 5 exons. The coding region runs from base 135 to 788 and encodes 217 amino acids. The record is from RefSeq and is a predicted model, not a curated record. NCBI's taxonomy places the organism in Eukaryota, Metazoa, Mollusca, Gastropoda, Architaenioglossa, Ampullariidae.